CUACCACUCAUGACCCCUUCUUGUGCCCACGUUUACCCUCACCAGCUGUGAGAACUCAUUCGCGGUAUCUGCUCAAUUUCCUUUCAUUUUCCUACGAAUCCAAUCUUCUGAAAAGUUGAUUUGGCGCGUUUGGAAGUCUCUUCGCUCCUUGUUUACGCGACAUGUCGGAAAAAGUACCAUUAAGGUUUCGACCAACUUCGCGUUAUCCUACCCUGCCUCCAGCUUCUACGGGAAACUUAAACGAAAAUGUUCACUCAACAGGGCCCAAGAGACCAGUAGAACAACACCGACACCAUGUCGUCUCGUCACAGCUCGCUCCCGAGCCUGUUGUUCCCGUAUCGAAUAGUUAUAGUGCUGCUCCUUCAGAUUCUACCCACAUGGAACGAAAAGCUCCCUCUCAAGUUCCCAUGAAGGACCAUGCGAACGUGGAGGAUGGUUCGAAAGGACGGAAACUGAACAUUCCACGAGCUCGUACGAUUCGUCACGCUCAAAAGCGUAUCAGUUAUGUGCCGUACGGUGGUUUCGACGAUUUUUUGGACUACUACAGUUCGAAAGACGUUGUUCCAGAGCCGAAUAUUCCUGAAUCAAGUGAGGAAGACACUAGUGGUGAUGAAAGUGACAUUCUUCCUAGUGUACCGGAGACUGGUUAUCCUGAGGUGCUACACGAAGUUGAUGGCGAAGCUACAUGGUCCAGUACAUCGAGUGAAACGGAGCCCUCCGUGCUUCGUAACUCGACAAACGCUCCUGCUGCGAUAAAUCAGCGUCCGCGUGGACCCCCAGUUCCGCAGGAAGCACCCUUCGGAGCACCUACCGGUUCACAUGCAAACCAAAAUGUUUUUGAAGAGCGUGGCACUCGUCGACAAACUCCUGCACACGCAGCACCUACUCCUGUACCUGCUUCAGGUGCCAAUGGCCGUCCUCGUGGAGGACUGCGUAACCUUCCUCGCUCUCCUACGCCUCGCACACGGGUUGUACGAAACGCUGCUUUGGCUGCCGCUGCUGCUCCUGCACCCAUGCCUGCCCCGGUUGCAGCAGAAUCACCAUUCCAUGUUGCAGAACGGCCCGCGCCCCGUUCUGCGCAACAUUCAUCAAAUGGUGCUCCUCAUCCGAACUCUCACAGAGCACCGGCAGAACGUGGACAACUUCCUCGCAAUCAGCACCAGCGUUUACCGCCGCAUGAGGCAAAUGCUCAACCGGCUGCUCAUUCGUCGCCAGAGAUCCAUUCACCUACCCCACGUUACCCUGUCUCAAAGCGCAAGGUGCAUCCCAAUGGUGCUAAUAACUCAACGAUUCCUCCUGUACCCCCACUGCCUGCUACAGUAAAGGCACAAGCACAGCCGGCGAAAAUUGUGUCUCCGCCUUCAAUUGCCAGUCGAACUUCCAUUCCAUCUCAACCUUCGACGUCUUCGCUUAUCAGUCACACCUCGAACCCUAGCUCGUUGAACGGAAAGAGUCGGGUCUCAUCUACUAGCUCAGAUGCCAUUCUUUGUCACCCAGAUGAUAAAGUGAUUGUUCCCGAACCUGAAACUGUUACACACGAGCAGGUUAUGCACUAUGAAGAGAAGAUGUUCAUGGAAGGAACAACACCCCAAUCUGAAGUGCAACUUGCAAAGUACUACUUGCAGGCCUUGGAGGCUUUGGAAAAUGCUGCUAGUCCUUCGGAUCUUGACCCUACUGUCAUCACUAUGCGAAAGCAGAGUUAUACUGCUCGAGCCAUCGAGUUGCUGAAGCGUAACGCUUUUCCCAGUAAAACUAAGGACAUUGUGCCCGAGGCACUUUUCCUCAUCGGUCAGUUUAACAGUAGUGGUACUUUGGGCUUCCGAAGAGAUCCUGUCCGGGCUUUUGAUUUGUAUAAUCUUGCCGCAAAGAGAGGUCACCCUCAGAGUAUUUAUCGUGUCGCUGUUUGCCUGCAAACUGGUACAGGUGUAAAACAAGACUAUCAAAAAUGUGUAGCUAUGUACAAACAUGCUGCUGAUUAUGCAGUUGUGGAAGCUAUGUACAAGAUUGGACUCAUUCAUUUGCACGGAUUGUUUGGGGAACCAAAGAAUCCCGCGUUGGGUAUUCAAUGGCUUCAACGCGCAUGCAAGCCUAAGGGCCAGGAUGCUGCUCGGGCCAUGUAUGAUUUGGCACAAAUCUAUGAACAACCUCAAAAGUACGAAACCUCGGCCACUCCAAAAAUGAUUUUUGAGCUUUAUAAACAAUCGGCAAUUUACGGAUAUCCGCCUGCACAGUAUAAGCUUGGAGAAUGCUUUGAGCACGGCUAUUUGGGAAUUAUGCCUGAGCCAAGAAGAAGUAUCUUCUGGUACACGAAAGCAGCCGAAAAUGAUUAUCCUGAAGCUGAACUCGGUUUAUCUGGCUGGUACCUUACUGGUGCCGAUGGUUUGUUGCCCAAGAGUGAGCAGGAGGCGAUGCUUUGGGCUCAUCGUGCCGCUACAAAGGGUUUGGCUAAAGCUCAGUUUGCUGUCGGUUAUAUGAUGGAGAAAGGUAUUGGCGUUCCUGCUGACCCUGCUGCAGCCCACUCUUGGUAUCUUCGGGCUGCAAAUCAAGGCUUCAAGAAAGCUAAGGCUCGUCUUUCUGAACAGGCGCUUGCUCAAAAAAAUGCAACCACAUCGAAUGCCGGUAAUAAGACAUUGAACAAAGUUUCUUCAAACAGAAAGGCACCUGUCAAUGAUAAAAGGAAAGAUAAGAAUCAUGAACAAUGCAUUAUUGCUUAAACACUUCUCGUGCUACGUUGAACGCAUGCACGCUCUUUCAUUCUGUAUCCGUGUGUUUCUUUUCACCCAUCGCCGGAGCUUUUCUGUUUCUGACAAUUUGUUUCAUUUUUUUUUCUUCAUUCGAAUCUGCUUUUCAGGAUUAACAUUUGCGUUCCAACCUUCUUUCGUCUUUUACAUUCAUGAACAAACCUAUUAAACUUCUACCUUACGAUAACGCAAAUACCUCACAACGAGUCAUGUGCAAUUUAAUGCAAGGAGAAUUGGCUCUCUUUGCAUUGUGUUCCGUUUAUUACUCUUCUGCCUUCUUUUGAAAUAGUACAUGCAGCUUAUUGUCCCCCCUCAGUUUUACAUCUGUUUUUACAUCGCGUAGUGUCCACCAUACAAGCAGAUACGAUGCACCCUUUCCUUGCUCUCCCCUCGUCUUACAGUAGUAGUAGUUCAUGGGUGUCAAGUUUACUCAUUUAAUAAUACAACUUAACAAUCUUUUC
Molecule: messenger RNA, 3202 nt
Organism: Schizosaccharomyces japonicus yFS275
Lineage: Eukaryota; Fungi; Ascomycota; Schizosaccharomycetes; Schizosaccharomycetales; Schizosaccharomycetaceae
Product: chitin synthase regulatory factor Chr3
Exons: 1
Coding region: 162-2714 (850 amino acids)
Source: RefSeq, a predicted model, not a curated record